Suillus subalutaceus is the source of this 1122-nucleotide messenger RNA. RefSeq names its product ribosomal protein L4 domain-containing protein. Lineage: Eukaryota; Fungi; Basidiomycota; Agaricomycetes; Boletales; Suillaceae. Bases 1 to 1122 code for a protein of 373 amino acids. The transcript has 6 exons. Gene Ontology annotation, biological process: translation. The record is from RefSeq and is a predicted model, not a curated record. Gene Ontology annotation, molecular function: structural constituent of ribosome; RNA binding. Gene Ontology annotation, cellular component: cytosolic large ribosomal subunit; ribosome.
AUGGCCUCAAGACCCACCGUUACCGUCCAAUCCGUCUCCGGAGAGGCUUCGACUUCCCUUCCCCUUCCUGCAGUCCUCACAGCUCCCAUCAGGCUUGAUGUAGUCGCCCAGGUUCACAAGAGCAUGGCUAAGAACAGGCGUCAGGCUUACGCUGUCAGCGAGAAGGCCGGCCACCAGACUUCCGCUGAGUCCUGGGGUACUGGUCGCGCUGUUGCGCGUAUUCCUCGUGUCGGUGGUGGUGGUACCCACCGCUCUGGUCAGGCUGCCUUUGGAAACAUGUGCCGUGGCGGUCGCAUGUUCGCCCCCACCAAGACUUGGCGCAAAUGGCACGUCAAGAUCAACCAAAAUCAGCGCCGCUUCGCUACCGUCUCCGCACUCGCAGCUUCCGCGCUCCCAUCUCUUGUUCUCGCCCGCGGUCACCGUAUCGAGCAAAUCUCUGAGGUUCCUCUUGUCGUUGAGAACGCAGCUGAGUCCUUCAAGAAAACCAAGGAGGCUAUAGCUCUCCUCCAGGCCCUGAAUGCAUACACGGAUGUUACCAAGGUCUCCAACUCGCGCAAACUCCGUGCAGGAAAGGGCAAGAUGCGCAACCGCCGCUACCGUCAACGUCGUGGCCCUCUUGUCGUUUUCAAGGAGGACAAUGGCAUCGUCCAGGCUUUCCGUAACUUGCCUGGUGUCGAACUCGUCAACGUCCAAAGGUUGAACCUUCUCCAACUCGCUCCUGGUGGACACAUUGGCCGCUUCGUCAUCUGGACAGAGGGUGCCUUCAGCCUCCUUGAUGAGGUGUUCGGCACCUUCGACAAAGCCUCUUCGUACAAGAAGGACUACCUCCUUCCCACCGCUAAGAUCUCCAACCCCGACGUCACUCGUCUCAUUAACAGCACUGAGAUUCAAUCUGUUGUCCGCCCCGCAGGUCCCAGGGUCCAGAAGCGCCCAUGGACGCAGAAGAAGAACCCUCUCGUCAACAAGGGCGUCCUCUUCCGUAUGAACCCUUACGCCAAGACCCUCCGCAGACAAGAAUUGCUCAAGCAAGAGCGUGUCAAGGCACAAAAAGACAAGAAGGGAAAGAAGGCCAAGGGCUCUUCUGCUGGAGAGGCUUUCCUCAACACGUUGUUCGCUCCUUGA